AUGCUCCUGACAACGGGCAAGGCGGAGCCAAAAGGCCGAGAAGCGAUCCUGCUCAGCCUUCUGCCCUCGGUGCCCAUGGCCAGCCCCACGCUCACUGGCCAGUUGCCUGAGACAGUUGACAGCCCCUCCCCACCCCCGGGGCCCUCUGCCUGCGGGCAGGAUGACGUCACCGUCGGAACCGGUGCAGACAAGCGCGCGCGGGAGGAAUUAGCGAGGCUGGCAGCUGGAGACGCCGGGAAAGAGAGAGGAGGAACCAGUAAACUAGCAGAAGCGGGGCGGGGUCUGCCCCGUCCGGGCGGGGGGCCUAGCCCCCUUACGGACUGGCUCCGCCCCGCCGUGUCCGACGCGCGCCAGCCAAUCCAGGCAGGCCGCGGUGACGCGCAGCCUAUCAGCGGCCAGGGCUCGCCGGGCGCUUCCGUGUUUGCGAGCGCGUCCGGCCCUAAUCCGCAGGGGGAGGGGGCGAGGGCGACGGGUCCCAGGGUCACCUACGUCCGCACCGCCCGGCUUGGCCCGCCUGCGGGGGCUCGCCUUCUCCCUGGGACCCCGAUGGCCUCGGAAGGCCUGGCAGGGGCGCUGGCGGCCGUGCUGGGGGGCCGGGGUCUGCUUGUGCAGAGCUAUGACUCGGGGCCGGCCGGGGAGCCGCCGGCGCCGGUGCGGCUGCGGAAGAACGUCUGCUACUUCGUGCUGGCCGUGUUCCUCAACGAGCAGGAUGAGGUGCUACUGGUCCAGGAGGCCAAGAAAGAGUGUCGUGGGUCAUGGUACCUUCCUGCAGGGAGGAUGGAGCCUGGGGAGACCAUUGUGGAAGCGCUGCAGCGGGAGGUGAAGGAGGAGGCUGGGCUGCAGUGUGAGCCUCUGACGUUGCUGUCUGUGGAGGAGCGGGGCCCCUCCUGGAUCCGCUUCGUGUUCCUCACUCGCCCCACAGGUGGAAUUCUCAAGACUCCCAAGGAGGCAGAUGCAGAGUCCCUGCAGGCUGGCUGGUACCCACGAACCUCGCUGCCCACUCCGCUGCGAGCCCACGACAUUCUGCAUCUGGUAGAGCUAGCUGCCCAGUAUCGCCAACAAGCCAGGCACCCUCUCCUUCUGCCCCAGGAGCUUCCCUGCAGUCUGGUCUGCCAGCGGCUUGUGGCUAUCUUUACCAGUGUCCAGACAGUGUGGGUGUUGGUGGGCACACUGGGGAUGCCUCACUUGCCCAUCACUGCCUGUGGCUUCACUCCCAUGGAGCAGCGGGGUGGCAUCAAGAUGGCUGUCCUGCGGCUGCUACAGGAGUGUCUGACCCUGCACCACUUGGCAGUGGAGAUCAAGGGGUUGCUUGGACUGCAGCACCUGGGUAAAGAUCAAACUGAUGGUAUCUGCCUGAACGUGCUGGUGACAGUGGCUUUUCGGAAUCCAGGUACCCAAAAUGAGCCCCCAAAGGUUCAGGGUGAGAACUUCUUUUGGUGGAAGGUGGUGGAGGAAGACUUGCAGAGCCAGCUCUUACAGAGGCUUCGGGAAUCAUCUGUUGUCCCAAUCAACAGAUAGGAGGCUGCUGUCAGUGGGCCAGGAGCUGGGCAUCUGUGCUUCUGAGGCUUUGCCUCUGAGAGGGGCAGAAGGUUGGCAGUCAGAGAUCUUCUUGCAUGAGGAGCCAGACAGUUCUCCUGGUUCUCAGGGGAACUUCCAUCUCUUGUUGCCAUGGAGUACAUCCCUGCACUGCACCAGAAGGGACACUGCCUUCAACUAAGCAAGGAGUCCAGAGCUCAAGGUCCCAGUUGCUCUGAGGGCACAAUGAGGGCAUGACUCCCUAAGGGGAUGUGAGGACUUU
Molecule: messenger RNA, 1798 nt
Organism: Hippopotamus amphibius kiboko
Lineage: Eukaryota; Metazoa; Chordata; Mammalia; Artiodactyla; Hippopotamidae
Gene: NUDT18
Product: nudix hydrolase 18
Exons: 5
Coding region: 1-1518 (505 amino acids)
Molecular function (GO): magnesium ion binding; 8-oxo-dGDP phosphatase activity; 8-oxo-GDP phosphatase activity
Source: RefSeq, a predicted model, not a curated record